Molecule: messenger RNA, 1194 nt
Organism: Ylistrum balloti
Lineage: Eukaryota; Metazoa; Mollusca; Bivalvia; Pectinida; Pectinidae
Exons: 9
Coding region: 52-1179 (375 amino acids)
Biological process (GO): methylation
Molecular function (GO): S-adenosylmethionine-dependent methyltransferase activity
Source: RefSeq, a predicted model, not a curated record
GGUGUUUCAACAGCAAACUACUGCGGGAUAUCCUUACUGACCGGAAGGACAAUGACAAGCUUUUUCCCAACGAUGAGGAUGAAGACAGGACUUUGUGAAGAAGAAGAUGAUAUGUUUAAUAUCCACGGCCAUGUUGGCAAUCAUAGUAGGUCGUCGAUCCUGGAAAGUUUGCGCAAAAUCAUCAAAUCAAGGACUGAAGAUAAAACAAAAGAAGUAGUGACCAUUGGAGAUUUCGGAACCGCCGACGGACGUGCUUCACUCUGCCUUAUCAAUGAUAUGAUCUAUACGAUAAAAGCAGGUCUGGGAGAGAAACAAGCCAUUGUUUUGUGCUACAACGAUCAACCAAUGAACGACUUCAAUCGACUUAUCGAAGUUAUCCGAGGGAACGGACAGAAAUCUGGUCUAGCUCUCGGCAGUGACAUAUAUCCGGUGAUCAUCCCGAGAUGUAUGUAUGGUGUGUGUCUUCCAUAUAAUUCCAUGGACUUGGCUAUAUCCAGCGUAGCAACACAUUAUUUAUCAAAGCAAGUUUGUCAGAUCAAAAAUGGCAUAAGCCUUGGUGAAGCAGAUGAGGGUGAACAACUGUUGAUUAGAGAGCAAGCCAAAGCUGACUGGAGGACAUUUGUGAUAUCAAGAGGACGAGAACUAAAACCAGGUGGCUACCUCGUUACCAUGAACGUAUCAUCAGACGAGCAUGACGAUGAGGCACGGUUUGUGGAGAAGGGAACUACAUGUGUAGCAAGUUUCGUAACUGAUAUGGCAAAGGAUGGUGUUAUCACACAGGAGGAAUAUCGUGCUACCAACUUUAACAGUCACUAUCUAAGAAAAGCAGCUGAUUUCCAGGAGCCAUUCAACAGUGAUUUACCAGAAAUAAAGGAACUUGGAUUGGAACUAGUUUCGAUGAAGCCAAUUAAACACUAUUUACAAUACCCUACCUUUGAUAUUGUCAACAAAGAUUACGUGGAAAAAAUGGAUUAUUCCCAGAGAAUAGUUUCAUCAAUCUACCCUUGGAUGUAUCACGUGCUACACGGUGGAUUGUCUGAAUCCCGGACCGAGGAGGAGAAACAGGCCGUUAUAGAUAAUUACUUUGACCGUUUAAGGGAGUACGUGUUAGCUCAUUCUGAUCACAAACCUUACGUUAUACACACAGAAGUUGUCAUCAAGAAAAAGAAGACAGCAUGAACAAGGCAAUGUCCA